Messenger RNA from Oryza brachyantha (malo sina), 2643 nucleotides. RefSeq names its product glyoxysomal fatty acid beta-oxidation multifunctional protein MFP-a. The record is from RefSeq and is a predicted model, not a curated record. Bases 216 to 2390 code for a protein of 724 amino acids. Gene Ontology annotation, biological process: fatty acid beta-oxidation. Gene Ontology annotation, cellular component: peroxisome. Gene Ontology annotation, molecular function: (3S)-3-hydroxyacyl-CoA dehydrogenase (NAD+) activity; NAD+ binding. Lineage: Eukaryota; Viridiplantae; Streptophyta; Magnoliopsida; Poales; Poaceae. The transcript has 18 exons.
AGAGAUGGAUCGCGUCGCGUUCCGUCAGCGCGGCAACCACCUCCGGCGUGGCGCUAUAAAUCGCCGGUCGGAGAUAGAUAGGCGUCGCUUGCAAGCUCCCAACUCCUCCUCUCCUCCUCGUAGCGACCACCGAGAAAGCAACAGCGGAGCCAAAGGCGAGAUCUUUGGAGCCUCCGCCGGAGCGGGGAACCACCGGGGACGCGCGCGCAGGAGCCAUGGCGGCGGCGAAGGGGAGGACGGAGAUGGAGGUCGGGGCCGACGGCGUGGCUGUCAUCACCAUCUGCAACCCACCCGUCAACUCGCUCUCCAUCGACGUAUUGCUAAGCUUAAAGGAAAACUAUGCUGAAGCUCUUCGGAGGAAUGAUGUAAAAGCCAUUGUUGUUACAGGGAAAGGAGGAAAGUUUUCUGGAGGAUUCGAUAUUUCUUCCUUUGGUAGUGUUCAGGGUGGCAAAGUUGAACAGCCAAAGGUUGGUUACAUAUCAAUCGAUGUUAUCACUGAUACCCUAGAAGCUGCAACAAAGCCAUCGGUAGCUGCAAUUGAUGGUCUUGCUCUUGGUGGAGGAUUAGAAGUUGCCAUGGCAUGCCAUGCACGCAUUUCAACUCCCACGGCUCAACUAGGACUUCCGGAACUUCAACUUGGCGUCAUUCCUGGAUUUGGAGGAACACAACGACUCCCGCGUCUUGUUGGACUGACAAAAUCACUUGAAAUGAUGCUGCUAUCUAAGCCAAUUAAGGGUGAAGAGGCACACCAAUUGGGUCUUGUUGAUUCCUUGGUCUCUGCUGAUGAUUUGGUUAAUACUGCUCGUCGUUGGGCUUUGGAUAUCUGCGAAUUGAAAAAGCCAUGGAUCAAAAGUCUUUAUAAGACUGACAGGCUAGAACCACUCGGUGAGGCUAGGGAGAUUCUCAAGUUUGCAAGAGCUCAAGCUCGAAGGCAGGCUGCCAAUCUUGAGCAUCCACUUGUUUGUAUUGAUGUCAUUGAAGAAGGUAUAGUUUCGGGACCUCGAGCUGGGCUCUGGAAGGAAGCAAAUGCUUUCCAAGGCCUUCUUUUCUCAGAUACAUGCAAAAACUUAGUUCAUGUGUUCUUUUCUCAACGGGCAACAUCAAAGGUUCCUGGUGCAACAGACUUGGGAUUGAUGCCUAGGAAAAUAACUAAAGUUGCCAUUCUAGGUGGUGGACUUAUGGGUUCAGGAAUUGCAACCGCAAUGAUACUAAGUAAUUAUCCUGUUCUACUCAAAGAAGUAAAUGAGAAAUUUCUAAAUGCUGGAAUUGACAGAAUUAAAGCCAAUUUGCAGAGUCGUGUGAGGAAAGGGAAAAUGACUGAGGAGAGAUAUGAGAAGGCUAUCUCGCUCGUAACGGGCACCCUUGAUUAUGAAAGGUUCAAAGGCGUGGAUUUAGUUAUUGAGGCUGUUAUUGAGAACGUGAAAUUGAAACAGCAAAUAUUUGCUGACUUGGAGAAAUACUGCCCCUCCCAUUGUGUUCUUGCUACUAAUACAUCCACAAUUGAUCUUAAUCUAAUUGGAGAGAAGACAAAUUCCAAAGACCGUAUUGUUGGUGCACACUUCUUUAGCCCUGCACAUGUAAUGCCACUUCUUGAAAUAGUCCGCACUCAGCAUACUUCGCCACAAGUAGUUGUUGAUUUGCUCGAUGUUGGGAAGAAAAUUAAGAAGACGCCAAUAGUGGUUGGGAACUGUACUGGUUUUGCAGUCAACAGGAUGUUCUUUCCUUACACUCAGUCAGCACUCCUGUUUGUUGAUCUUGGUAUGGAUGUGUACAAGAUUGACCGUGCAUGCACCAAAUUUGGAAUGCCCAUGGGCCCAUUCAGACUGGCAGACCUUGUUGGUUUUGGUGUUGCUGUGGCCACUGGUAUUCAGUACCUUGAGAACUUCCCAGAGAGGGUCUACAAGUCAAUGUUGAUUCCUCUUAUGAUGGAGGACAAAAGGGCAGGUGAAGCCAGUCGGAAGGGCUUUUACAAGUAUGAGGACAAGAGGAAGGCGAUUCCUGAUCCAGAAAUUAUGAAAUAUAUUGAAAAAUCUAGGAGCAUGGCUGGAGUCAAACCAGACACUGAGUUGAUGAAGCUAAGUGAGAAGGACAUAGUUGAGAUGGUUUUCUUCCCAGUUAUAAAUGAGGCCUGCCGUGUUCUAGAUGAGGGAAUUGCUGUCAAGGCUUCUGACCUUGACAUUGCCUCAAUUUUCGGCAUGGGAUUCCCACCGUACAGGGGAGGAAUCAUGUUCUGGGCAGAUUCCAUUGGUGCGAAGUACAUCCAUGACAAGUUGGAGAAGUGGGCGAAGCAGUAUGGCAAUUUCUUCAAGCCUUGUUCCUACCUUGCAGAAAGAGCGGCAAAAGGAGUUGCUCUGAGUGCACCAGCAAAUCAAAUGAAGUCCCGACUAUAGAUAAGCGCCUUGCUUUCCUUUCAACUGAGGAAACCAUAGCGAAUAAAUAGAACACACGAUAAUGAGGCAUUCGUGAUCUGUGUAGAAUAGUCCAGCGAAUAAUAAUUAGAUUAGGGUUCUUGAGUUAAGUGUAAUCUGUACAAUGCCUCUCCAAGUUCUUGAACCAGUACUGCCACCGUCUUUUGAACUCACACGUUCUUUGAAGUGUUUCUUAUGAUAAGCAUGCUUAAAUACAGUGGAUGUUAAUCAGGUU